This is a messenger RNA of Pelobates fuscus (common spadefoot toad), 2037 nucleotides long. RefSeq names its product acetylserotonin O-methyltransferase like (gene ASMTL). NCBI's taxonomy places the organism in Eukaryota, Metazoa, Chordata, Amphibia, Anura, Pelobatidae. The transcript has 14 exons. The record is from RefSeq and is a predicted model, not a curated record. The coding region runs from base 119 to 1996 and encodes 625 amino acids. Gene Ontology annotation, molecular function: O-methyltransferase activity; nucleoside triphosphate diphosphatase activity.
UGACAUCACUGGACCUUUAGUUGGAUAGGAAGUAGCUGAUGCUGGUGCAGCUCAUCAGACUCUGCUGCAGAGAGAUCAUAUGCUUGGCUUGUUAGGAGACCAGGAAGUAUAACUUACAAUGUUGCUGAGCCCAGUAAUUUCAAAGUUGGCAGGAAAAAGAGUGGUGCUGGCUAGUGCAUCUCCUCGAAGGCAAGACAUACUUUCCAAUGUAGGACUUCGAUUUGAAGUUGUUCCUUCAUGGUUUAAAGAGACGCUCGAUAAGUCUGUAUUUUCAGCACCUCAUGAUUAUGCAGUCGAAACAGCUAAACAGAAGGCACUGGAAGUAGCCAGGCGCAUGCAUUUGAAGCAUCUUAAAACACCUGACAUUGUUAUUGGAGCAGACACUAUUGUGACUUUGGAAGAUGCAAUCCUGGAAAAACCAUUGGAUAAACAAGAUGCAUAUAAUAUGCUAUCAAUGUUGAAUGGUAAAGAGCAUAGUGUGUUCACAGGUGUCGCAAUUGUUCACUGCAAAAGCAACAAAGAUAAUCAGUUGGAGACCAAUAUUAUUGAUUUUUAUGAGGAAACAAAGGUAAAGUUUGCAAAUUUGUCAGAGGAUCUGCUAUGGGAAUAUGUUCACAGCGGAGAACCAAUGGAUAAAGCAGGGGGAUAUGGGAUCCAGUCGUUAGGAGGGAUGCUUGUCGAAUGUGUCCAUGGGGAUUUCUUAAAUGUCGUAGGAUUUCCUCUGAAUCACUUCUGCAAAAAACUAACUGAAAUCUACUACCCGCCAUCUAAAAGCACCAUUCACAGAGUGAAGCAUGACUCGAUUCCUUACGUAGAGACAUUUGAAAACUUAAGUGAUGUGGAGACAGACUGCACCAGCCAGAGAUCAUUAUUUGAAGGAAAUAACAUUUUAGAAGAAAAGAGCGUUCCUGGCUAUAGUAGCGAAGAUUUGGACUGUUCUUUGCAAUAUACAUCAGGGUUCCAGAAUGGAAUUGUAGAAAAACCAAGAAAAGAUUGUAAACUCCCAUCAAAUAUCCUCAAACUUUUGGAUGGAUUUAAAGCAUCUAAGGCAUUGUUUGUGGCAUCUAAAUUUAAGAUCUUUGAUAAGUUGAAAGAAAAUGGUACCUCGAAGGCCGUUGAAAUUGCAGAUAUGAUUAAUGCUUCCGUACGUGGAACAGAGCGGAUUCUUGAUGCUUGUGUUGCCCUUGGCCUGCUCGAGAAAACACAUCAAGUGUAUAGCAACACCAAAGAAGCCAAUACAUUUCUGGCUUCUGAUGGUGAAUUUUCUGUUCAUGACUAUAUUAUCCAUACAAAUGACAACUUGUGGCCAAUGUUCACACAUCUGGAAUCUGCUGUCAGAGAUGGGACACGCCAUCGAGAAAAUUCCCUCAUGAAAAGCACAGAGACCUCACACUGUGUUGCUCAUCACUGCCAUCCCGAGGCCAAGAAACAGUUUAUGAGUGCCAUGCAUGGCAUCCUUAAAAUAACUUCAAACGAUGUUGCUGCUGCAUUUGAUCUCUCCAAGUUUGACUCUGCUUGCGAUCUUGGAGGUUGCACUGGUGCACUUGCUUACGAACUGGUUCAUCUCUACCCAAAUAUGAGGGUGAAUGUAUUUGACCUACCCGAAGUUAUUCAGCACACUCCUCAAUUUCAGAAUUCUGAUUCAUCUCGGAUUACAUUUACAGCAGGAAACUUCUUCGAAGACAGUCUCCCGGAGGCUGAGUUGUACAUUCUCGCCAGAAUUGUGCAUCACUAUUCUGAUGAACAAUUAAACUGCUUGCUACGCAAGAUAUCUGAAAAAUGUCAUAAAGGGUCGGGUGCUUUACUGGUGGCUGAAAUUGUUCUUGAUGAAGAAAAAAAGAAACCAAGAGCUUUAUUGCAGUCUCUCUCAAUGAAUGAAGGAAAGGAGAGAAGUAGCACGGAAUACUGCAAACUCCUUGAAAAUUUUGGAUUUAAUAGCGUGCAAAUUAAAAUUACAGAGAACCUGUUGGAUGCCAUUUUGGCUACGAAGACAUAAUUUAAAAUAAUUUUAAUAAUUUAAUAUUAAAGAGUAAUAGG